AUGAACCCCGGUGCAGUAAAGCGUGCAACUGUGCGCGCUUGGACGCUGGCUGACAGCUACAGCUUCAUCGCGACUUUCCUACGCCGUCACCAUAGCACCAAUGUUGAGCCCCAACAUCAGCCGCACCCUCAGGCCCAACCUCAACUCCAGCAGCCCCAGCACUCACAAUACAACCAGCGCCGACAGCAACAUGAUGGAGCCUACGACCGCUCCCGCCGCCAUUUCCACGACUACUUCGUCACCCACCUCCCAUCCUCCUCUCUACACCCGGACUCCCGCGCCUCUCCAGGACCUCAUCACAAGCUACCCCGGUCAGCUUCCACACCGCACACCGCCAGUGCAGCACGGGGCCCUUCCCCAGCCACCGUGCAGCCACCCAUCGGCGUCUCGCGCGAAACAACCGUGGUUCGCAUCCCGCUGCGUAGCGCGAAGCACCACUUCGGCGUCUGCGCUGCACGGGGGACGCGGCCCACCAAUGAAGAUACAUAUCAGGCGGGCGUGAUUGAUAUACCAGCCUUUGCGCGGCGGGCACCACUGUCAUUGACGAUUGGGGCACGGUCUGCGGCGGCGGCGGCUGCUAGGGGGGAGAAGGCUGCUGCUGCCGGUGGGGAGAAGGGAGGGGUCGUGGACCAGAACAAGGGGGCGGAGAGUGCGAGUGGAGACCCGCAGGUGUUUUAUUUUGGGGUUUUUGAUGGACAUGGUGGGGCUGAGUGUAGUGAAUUUCUGAGGGAUUGUCUGCAUGAGUAUGUGCAGGAUGCGGCUGUGGACUUUGAGAUGCAGUCGAGUUUGAAGAAGGAGAUUGAGACUGGGGAGAGGGUUUUGGGGAAGGGGCCCCGUAGCUCUAUUGUAGAGAGGGACGGGAAAAUGGAGGGUCAUGGUGAUGGCUCAGCACAUAACAGCAAGGAGAGAGAGACAUUACAUCUACAAGGUGACCUGCCCAUUAUCCAGCGGGCUAAUAGGCAGAAAAUCGGAGAGCUGGAGAAGGAAUUGGUAUUCAGUUGGAAGAAUCUAGUAGGGGGCUAUUAUCGACGAUUUCGCCCACCACACUUCGCCUACUCUGCAGACUUCGAUUUCAUCUACGCCCAAGCUGCCAAGCAGGACGAGGACGAUCUCGUCCAGGCCGAAAAACCUCUCAACGAAGCCGACAUCCUCCACCACCCUAGCCGAUCCCCAUACCCUGUCAUCGGUGGACCCACCCGCUUCAAAGGCGGCAGCACAGCCAGCAUCGCCAUGAUCUCCACCCCAAGCCCAACCCCGUUCUGGAAUCCGUCCGCCCCAUCCUCCCUCGUCGUCUCCCACGUCGGUGACACCCGCAUCCUCCUCUGCUCCACCACAACCGGCCUCGCCAUCCCGCUCACAACAGACCACCACCCCUCCUCCCCGAUCGAAGGAAAUCGGCUGCGCCGCUACGCCGCGACGUUCGUCACGGAUUCCUUCGGCGAAGAGCGCAUGAGCGGGCUCGCCAACACGCGCGCCUUUGGCGACAUGCGGUCAAAGCGGAUCGGGGUGUCUGCGGAACCUGAGCUGCGGCGCGUGGAGAUGGGGCCGGCAGAGUACUCGUUCCUGGUGCUGAUGACGGACGGGGUGAGCGGAGCGAUGUCUGACCAGGAGGUCGUGGAUGUGGUGAAGGAAGCGCGGACGCCAGAUGAGGGGGCGAGGGAUGUUGUGGCGUUUGCAACCGAGGUGGGGGCUGAUGGGGAUAAUGCGACGUGUCUUGUUAUUAGGCUGGGAGGGUGGGAGAGGAGAAUUGAGGGAGGUUUGGGGAGUAUGGGGACAAGGGAGAUGAGGGAGUGGAGGAGGGAGGAGGCGACGGAUCCAAGGCUGAGGAGGAGAUAG
Blastomyces dermatitidis ER-3 is the source of this 1836-nucleotide messenger RNA. Its product is annotated as protein phosphatase 2C. The coding region runs from base 1 to 1836 and encodes 611 amino acids. The transcript has 3 exons. Gene Ontology annotation, molecular function: cation binding; protein serine/threonine phosphatase activity. NCBI's taxonomy places the organism in Eukaryota, Fungi, Ascomycota, Eurotiomycetes, Onygenales, Ajellomycetaceae. Gene Ontology annotation, biological process: protein dephosphorylation. The record is from RefSeq and is a predicted model, not a curated record.